Molecule: messenger RNA, 2405 nt
Organism: Bubalus bubalis (water buffalo)
Lineage: Eukaryota; Metazoa; Chordata; Mammalia; Artiodactyla; Bovidae
Product: pyridine nucleotide-disulfide oxidoreductase domain-containing protein 1-like
Molecular function (GO): oxidoreductase activity; flavin adenine dinucleotide binding
Source: RefSeq, a predicted model, not a curated record
UUUUAUCCUGUUUUAUUCUGAGAGUUAUACUGUUUUAGAUGUCACAUUUAGGUCCUUGAUACGUUUGAGUUUUUUGUAUAUGGUGUAGUAAAUAGACAAAGGGAAAGGGGCAACUUUAUUCUUUUUCGUGUGGAUAUGUGGUUUUCCCAGCAUCAUUUGUUGAGAAGACUGUUCUUUUUCCCAUUAGAUUAUAUUGGCACUCUUGCAAAAAAGUCAUUUUAUACACACACACACAGGUUUGUUUUUGGGUACUCUGCUCUAGUCGAUGCUGUCUAUGUAAAUACUGUACUGUUCUUCUUAACUGUAGUUUUGUAGUAAGUUUUAGAAUUAGCAACUCUGCGUCUUGUAGUUUUGUUCUUUUUCAAGAUUGUUUUGACUAUUGGGGUCCACUGAUAUUUCAUAAGAAAUUUAGGUUGGGUUUUUCUUUUUCUGCAAAAAGAAAAAAAUGUCAUUGAAAUUUUGAUAGAAAUUGCAUUGAGAUUCCCAGGCACCCGUAGCUCGGAUUCUCAGGAGCAUGCGCCGGAAGUGGGCGUCCUGAGCCUCUCCCUCUCCUGGAAUGCAAACAUUUCUGGCUUCCCACUGUAGUCCUCAAACCACUAAGAGCAUGGAGGCUCCCUGCUUGCCCCCAACGGCAGGGAAGUUCGUGGUGGUCAGCGGUGGCAUCGCGGGUGUCACCUGUGCAGAGAAGUUGAAAAUUAAUUUUCCAUCAGAAGAUAGUCUCCUGAUAACAGCUUCUCCUGUUAUUAAAGCAGUUACAAAUUUCAAGCAGGUUUCUAAAGUAUUGGAAGAAUUUGAUGUUGAAGAACAACCAAGUACCAUGUUAGAAAAUCGCUUUCCCAACAUUAAGGUUAUAGAAUCUGGAGUAAAGCAACUAAAGAGCAAAGAGCAUUGCAUUUUAACUGAAGAUGGCAAUCAGCAUAUUUAUAAGAAGCUCUGUCUGUGUGCUGGAGCAAAACCAAAAUUGAUAUGUGAAGGAAAUCCUUAUGUGUUAGGAAUCCGUGAUACAGACAGUGCACAGGAAUUUCAGAAACAGCUUACUAAAGCUAAGAGAAUAAUGAUCAUAGGGAAUGGUGGUAUCGCACUCGAAUUAGUGUAUGAAAUUGAAGGCUGUGAAGUAAUUUGGGUCAUUAAAGAUAAAGCAAUUGGGAAUACUUUCUUCGAUGCAGGAGCAGCUGAAUUCUUGACUUCAAAGCUCAUUGAUGAAAAACCAGAGGCUAAAAUUGCACGAAAAAGAACCAGAUAUACAACUGAAGGACGGAAAAAGGAAGCACAAGCCAGAGCUACUGCUGGUAACGUAGGCAGUGCCUUGGGGCCUGACUGGCACGAAGGGCUGGAUCUUAAAGGAACAAAAGAGUUUUCUCAUAAAAUUCACAUUGAAACCAUGUGUGAAGUAAAGAAAAUUUACCUUCAGGAAGAAUUUAGAAUUUCUGAGAAAAAGUUCUUGACUUUUCCAAGAGACCAUCAUGAUCAGUCAGUUACUACUGAUAAAGAAAUAUGGCCUGUAUAUGUGGAAUUGACCAAUGAAAAGAUAUAUGGCGACGAUUUCAUUGUCAGUGCUGCAGGAGUUACACCAAAUAUGAACAAUUUUGAUGUAGGAGAAGACGGUGGCCUGAAGGUGGAUGACCACAUGCACACGUCCCUCCCUGACAUCUACGCUGCAGGUGAUAUUUGCACGGCCGCCUGGCAUCCCAUCCCUGUCUGGCAGCAGAUGAGGCUGUGGACCCAGGCUAGACAGAUGGGAUGGUAUGCAGCAAAGUGCAUGGCCGCAGCUAGUGUAGGAGAGUCUAUUGACAUGGAUUUCAGCUUUGAACUUUUCACUCAUGUAACAAAAUUUUUUAACUAUAAGGUUGUAUUACUGGGGAAAUACAAUGCACAGGGCUUGGGUUCAAACUAUGAACUCCUGCUGAGAUGUACCAAAGGGCAGGAGUAUAUCAAAGCCGUCCUGCAGAAUGGGCGAAUGAUGGGCGCUGUCUUAAUUGGUGAAACUGACUUAGAAGAAACAUUUGAAAAUUUAAUUUUAAACCAGAUGAACCUUUCAGCAUAUGGAGAAGAUCUGCUGGAUCCAAAUAUUGAUAUGGAAGAUUAUUUUGACUAAAAAGGGCAUUUCAAGAGCUAUAUCAAGUUCCAAAUAAGAUUUAAAGUCAGAGGAUUACACAGAUUUAUGAUGACCAGCUGAAGUUAAAAUAAUUUAUUUAUAGGGGUUUUUUUUCUAACACAAAAUUGACCACUAAUUAUGUAAAGAUAAGUCUGAAGUAUUCAUUUCUGUGUUUUCAACUCAGAGACGUUCAUUUGUGAUUUAGCUUUGAAACAAAUUAGCUUGUUAUCUACUUAACCAACAGUGUGGUGUCUGGUUAACAUACCAGAGCCAUUCUUUGACCGUGAAACGUCAAAGGCAGGGUGUGGUU